AUGUCUCACAACAAUACGACCGUGUUCUUAUUCACGGUGCAAGGCAUAUUGGCGUCACUGACCUGUGGACUGUGCUGCAUAAUAUACGCAUACUGUUGCAACACUAAAAAUGAACGAAAUAGGAAUAAAAGACCUAUAUCGAAGGUGAACGGAGACACCUACACUGAGAGCGCAACCACGGCCUUCAAAAAAAGUAAGGUCGAGAAAGAAGCGGCAAGUAAAAGUGUCCAUGAAGGUGCGACAACAUACUCAGAAAAAGACCUAGAUGGGGCAAGCAAUACAAAAUCAGAGAGGAACCAGCCAAGACCUGCUAACGGCAGCGCAACGAGCCACACGGACAAUUAUUGCAAGCGAAACGGGAGUGCAAAAUGUGAUAGGGACGACACCAUCCCACGGGAAAAGUUGAUACAAGAGAAUUAUUGCAGCAGAACAGGCAGUAAGAUGGAAUCGGGUGUAUCCAAUCAGAAAAACGCUCAAAUGGAUAAAGGCAAUGGUGAGGAAGGAAGAUCAAUUAGAAGCAACUGUGAAGGAAUACCCCUAAACAUGAUAAAUGUAAGCGAAUACAAGGAUCCCCCCUUGGUAGGUAUAAUUCCCAGGAAUAAUUCCUUACCGUACGAUGGUCGUGUAACCGAAAAAAAUGGAAAGUGUGAAAAUUCCCAUCAUGCGGGCGCAGAAGCAAGUGACAUGCACCCCAAUUGGAGCAAUGAACGUAAAGAGAUGUUCAAGAAUAACUCAGACAAUACGAUCAAAGUGAUUGUGCCCUUAAAUAGAUGCCAGCUAAGAAGUGGUGGAGAAAAAAAUGAGCGCCUUCCAAUGUCCAACGAGAGUAGGAACGGCUUUAAUUCGCACAUAUCGUCCAAUUAUGAUGUAAGAGGGGAUAACAACAGAAUUGUGAAGACAAUCGAACGCGGGGAAAAAAACCUACUCAGUAGGAACAACAAUAUGGGUAUUACGGUCAACAGGGUUGAAGCGAAAAAUAUGGCCAUCUGUGGCCUUACAAAGAAGGACGCCGUUCAGGUGGCCGCAGAAAGGGCAGACCAUGAAACUUAUAGGAGGACUGUUCUGGACAGACAAAUGGUGUACUACCCUAACGAUGAAUUUUUCAGAGUCAAGUCGGAGACGUAUAUUCGGAGCAAUCCGGGGCACGGUGGAGCCAGCACAAGUUCGCAGAAGAGCAUGCAUAGAAAUUUCCCAGAGGAGUCUUCAUCGAGCCGCAGGAACUGUCCCGAAGCACAGAACCAUUUUACACACCGUAGAAUGAACGGUUGUAAACCUUUUGAAGACAAAAAGAAAUGCAGGCACCAAGAACAUGUGCACAAUUAUAUUCCCUCGAAAUGUAUGAACUGUCCCCAUGAGGGAGGAAGCACGAAUAGGGUAUUUGUAAAAUGUGAAAAAAAUAUACUGCACAGUUUGGAUAGGAAUAUACCCAAUAGCAGGGAACAUCCAAGUGUAGAAUGGAACAGCCACGUAGUCCCAAUAAUCAAGAAGGAACAAACACAGCCAGGUUCAUCAGAAUACAACACGUAUAAGUACAACGAUUUUCCCAUGUAUGAUACGCUUUACAGGAAGAGGCAGCCAUUAUUACAUGAUGAUAUGUCGUUACACUUCAAUCAUGGGAAGGAAAUUAGAAAUAUUUUUGAAAAUGGGAGAGUAGAAGAAGCAGGUACUCUGUCAUACGAUAAGGACAAGGCGACUUGUGACAUGCACACUGUUAGCAAGUAUGAUGGAGAGAGUAUCGUUCGUAUUCGCAAUGUAGGCCAUUACGAUGAAGGGAAGAGGUUCCACCCCUGGGACCUCCAUUUAUCAAAUCGUAUGUCCACAAAUUUGAUAAAUGGGGAGAGGACAAAAAGUGCAGCCUCAUAUGGAUUAGCUUAUAACGAAAGUGGUAAUGUUAAUAAAUGUGAAGGUGAGGAGACUCCCUUCAAAGGAAGUUCCCCCCGUUUGGGCCGCUUCACAAGUGAGCAAGAUUUUGCACCCAAAGGGGGAAGGACAGACCAGGAGGGAGAAACAUCCCAGACGAAUAGGAACAACCAAGGUGGUAACAAUGGUAUAAGUAAUGACAACAACGGUGAAGAGGAUCGCACAAGCGAAGGCAGGUAUUACACCAGGGGGAAGAGCAAGAACAGCAGCACCAACAGAAGAAGCGUUCAUGAUGAAGUUGGCAGAAACGCCCAUAGCAUGAUCGAUGCAGUAGGAAUGACCACCAAGGUACCCAGAAAUAGUUGCACCCACACCAACAAAAGGCAAAGCGAUCAUAACAAUUGCGCGCAUUAUUCCCCUUUAGAUGAAGAAAAAAUGGAAAAUCGAAAAAAAGAAAGUUACUACCAAUUCCCACGUGACUAUCACAUGGGCAUCACAGAAUGUCUACCAUGUAAUGGCGGAACACCUAUGUGCAAAAAUAGUAACUGCCCUUCUGUUGGAAAUUGUGCAAAACAGAGAGAUAGGAAAGAAAAGAAUGUAUACGUACCUAAUUGCAAUAGCAGGAGUUGGUACCCCCACUGCACAGAAAAAAUUAGUGGCUACAAUGAAUCCUCUUUCCACUCAAAUAAUUUUGGGAGGAACACUAACCUGAGUGACAUUAAUGGCAGCUUUUCACAGCACAUUUCGUACAAUGCACGUCCAUUCAUUAGGACCAAACGGUUUGAACAGGAAAGAGGUGCGAAAAUGGUAACCAAGAGUGAACUCAGCGAUGGUAUUUACCCAUUAACAGAUGACAACGCUGAUUACGAUGGGGUGGAGAGCAGUCGUAGAGGGGGCAUUCUAAGUGGCAACGCAAGCAGCCUCCUCAACGGCAGCAUAAACUUGGGCGAACGGUGCCCCAAUGAUGAACAAAAGAGACGCCCCACCAAAGGGGGAGAAACGAUGAUCCCUGUCCCAGUCAGCAACGAUGAAGUAGCGAAUGGCAGAAAACGCAGAAAGAGGGCUACCAAAAAAAGAGGAACCAACUCCAAAGAAGAAACGGAUAACCAGUCUAACACACCACCAUUGACAAAAAUGAAGGAAGGGAAGUUAAGACAAACGGAACCAAGUGAGUACAGGAGCAGCCAAGAGAUUAACCAAAUAAUACAUGCCUAUUUGCAAAACUCGAAGAAGGAAUAUAAUUAUAGCAGGUCAGAUAAAUCGGAGGGAGAAAAUAAUCACGUGGCGGAUAAGUACGCCCAGGAGGGGAUGCAUUCGCAUAAGGAUGUGAGCCCAACCAGGAAGAGCAAAAAAAAGGAUUCAAACGAUAACACGCGUUAUAACUCCUGUCGUAAAAACGUGGUUGGCAAUAGAAAAGGAAGAAACCGGAGGGAUAAAGAUUUGGGCAUCACCGAGGGGGAAAUAACGAACAGCAAUAUGUCAGCUGCACCAGGGAACAAACGCAAAAAGAACGAACAGACCGACCAGGAGGAAAAGCUCACCGAGGAAGACACUUCUACACGUACAGGUCAAAUUGAAAAUAAAAACAUACGCGUGAAACGAGAAAGAAUUUACAGCAAUGUGCUUAUUAAGGAGGAAAAAGACCUCCGCAGUGGGAACCAAACGGUAAGGAGAAGCGCCAGAAUGAAGAGCGAAAAAUAUAAAAAAAAAAAAAAAAACAAUGACAGUGAUAUGCAUGUAGAGACGGAAAAUGAACAGGAAGAGCUGCAAAGUGAGAGUAGCAAAAAAAAGCAAAACAUUGUAAACGCCGAUAACAACAAACUGAUGGAGAAAAAAAAAAUGUCCAAAACGAAAACGAUGGAAAUGAAAAUUUUCAGAGAUAAAAACGCAUUAAAAGAAAAAGAAAAUUUAAAAAGGACAAAUGAAAAAUAUCAAGAAAUUGAUGAGUACAGGUGUGCAUCAGGAUUAGUAAAUUUCAUAAUUGAACAUAUUCAAAAAAAAAAAGACAAGGAAAAUUUUGAUGAUUUAUUAAAAUAUAUUUUAAAAUUAAUAAAUAUAUACAAAAUUAAGACCAUCGAUUUUGUCGAAGCUUUUUUGCUACUCGAAACGAUAAAUGUUAACAUAAUCACGGAGUACCCAAUUGAGGAGUGGAUCCUGGUGACCUUUCAUUUCCUUAAAGGAAAUACAACAGAACAAAAUUUUAACGUAAUUAUUAAAUCGCUGAAGUUAAAUAAUCUAGUCAUUGGCAAUGUCACAGCUUCGUUUUAUAUGAACAAAAAGACGGUUAGAAUGACGGAGAAAAAUAUGAACAGAAUUCUUACCAUUUUGUCAAACGUUGUUAGGAGAAGAUCCUCCAGGAUUAAAACGUUUAACCGACCGAAACAGGACAAGAAGGCCAAGGAGGACCAACAGAAGGAUGAGCUUUUAGGCUCCUGCUGGCAGCCAGUUGAGGGCGCCGCCGAAGGGAAGUAA
Molecule: messenger RNA, 4332 nt
Organism: Plasmodium coatneyi
Lineage: Eukaryota; Apicomplexa; Aconoidasida; Haemosporida; Plasmodiidae
Exons: 1
Coding region: 1-4332 (1443 amino acids)
Source: RefSeq, a predicted model, not a curated record